AUGCCGCGCUUGUCCAAGUUCUACACUCCGGUGCCGCCAUUGACGCAGCAAGCGCUCAUCUCCCAAAUCUUCUCUUUGAUUUCAGACCGACCAGCCGGCGUCUGCAACUUCCUCGACGCUCCUGAGCUCGUGUUCCCCUCUUCCUCUUCUUCGGGUGAGAAGAACUCCAAUCAUGGCAAUGCUGUGACACGGCCCGGUAAUGGCACAGCCAGCACCGAUGAUGACACGAGAGUCAUCUACCGCCACUACGCGACGCUUUACUUUGUGUUUGUUGUUGAUGGAGCCGAGAGCGAGCUGGGCAUUCUAGACCUCAUCCAGGUCUUCGUGGAGAGUCUGGACCGAGCGUUCGAGAACGUAUGCGAGCUUGACCUCAUCUUCCACUUUGACGAGGUUCAGUAUGUCCUGAACGAGAUUAUUCAGGGAGGACUCGUGCUGGAAACGAACAUCAAUGAGAUCAGCCAGGGCAUCGUCGCCAGCCAGCGCAAUCGCAAGGCCAGCGCAGCCAGUGCCAACCCACUCGUACCGUCGAUGCUCGUCAAUCCUGGCGGCUCAACUCAAUCUAGCGCGGGAGGUGGUCUCAGCAGCGGAGCACGGCGUUGGCUCUCGUCGAUUGGUGUGUAG
Molecule: messenger RNA, 621 nt
Organism: Trichosporon asahii var. asahii CBS 2479
Lineage: Eukaryota; Fungi; Basidiomycota; Tremellomycetes; Trichosporonales; Trichosporonaceae
Product: golgi family to vacuole transport-related protein
Exons: 3
Coding region: 1-621 (206 amino acids)
Biological process (GO): vesicle-mediated transport; intracellular protein transport
Cellular component (GO): membrane coat; intracellular membrane-bounded organelle
Source: RefSeq, a predicted model, not a curated record